Molecule: messenger RNA, 8758 nt
Organism: Sphaerodactylus townsendi
Lineage: Eukaryota; Metazoa; Chordata; Lepidosauria; Squamata; Sphaerodactylidae
Product: ankyrin repeat and fibronectin type-III domain-containing protein 1-like
Exons: 27
Coding region: 621-4736 (1371 amino acids)
Biological process (GO): establishment of mitotic spindle orientation; signal transduction; regulation of establishment of bipolar cell polarity
Cellular component (GO): spindle
Molecular function (GO): protein binding
Source: RefSeq, a predicted model, not a curated record
GGGCGCCGCCGGGCUGAGGGGACGCGGCCUCGCCGGCCUUUGCCCCUCUUCGUGAGGCGCCCCAUCGCAGGGUGGGAAGGGAGAGAAGCGGCGGGUUCGUGUUUGCAAAGCUUCCCUGAGAAGAUGUCUGCUUCCCUCAGUCAUGUGUUUUAAAAGUGAGGAAAAUCAUGACAAGCGAAAGCUAUGUUGACAGAUGAGCCAAAGUCUAUGAAAGAUCAACCUAGUUUACUUUUUCUGCGUAAAGAAGAUCUGGAGUCAGCGGCUUCUUCCCCAGCACUGCCACCCUUCGUCCACCACAGCGUACCUGGUUACGAUCAUUGCAUACUGCUUCCGUGGGCUCUGGCCUAAGCCAUUUGGAUGACAUACAGUCACAUCUGGCUAUAUCUUCAGGUGGCAGAAUGAAAUUGCAGAAUCGAGUUUGGUAGCGAACAUCAGAAGUGGCCUGGAAAAAAAAUCUACCCAGCUGCUCUUUCUUUCAAAAAAGUCCUCACUCCUGCCCAGCCCAGCCAACGUUGGUGGGAUCUCUUGAGUAAAUCAAACAUACUAACACUAGCAUGUGAACACGUGUGUAGGUGGGUGCACGCGUAUGUACGUGCCGAAGGUCGUACUGCAGUGGUGCCAUGUCGUCUUUUGGGAAGCUUACAGAGUACUUCAGCCUAAGGAAAUCAAGGAAUGAAUUCCGAUCAGAACGACGGAGUAGCAGGCGAAGUGGCAGCUACUGCUGUAGUAUCACCGAAUGCAGAUCACUGGACAGAAAGCCCCAGAGACCUUCGUUAGGAAAAUCUCGAACUCUUCCCAGCAUCCCACAGUCCCCUGUCAUAAGCCGAGUUCCUGUUCUGGAUUCGAAAUUUUAUACUGAAGAUAUGCCAGAGCAGAAGCAGUGCAGAAAUCACGCUGCUCCGGAUUGUCAAAAAGGGUGUACAGUGCCCUCUACCGGAGAGGCGUGGCAGCUGGAAGAUGACUGCAGCGACCCUGUUCGAGACCUUUCCCUUCAGCCUAGGCUCUGCACCACUAUGGACGAGGCCCCGUUCAGAUCCUUCAGAACCCGGUCCUUCUACAUGAGGAAAAGUCUGUCAGUCGACAACCACCUGAGCUCCCUCAGUUACUCUAUCCAUCCCGCCGAAACCAAGACGGAGCGUGUCAAAACAAAACUUCGGAGGCAGUUUAGCCUUGGAUCAGCAGACAAGAAGGACUUGUACCCAUCAAAGUCUGAGAGCAGCCUCUCUAAGUUCACACACCGAUUAUCAGUUAAGCAGAAGCAGGAGAAGAAGAGAAAAGCUGAGUAUGGCUCAGCUGAGCUGCCUGCCUACCGUCCCAGAUCUUUGAGCAUUGAAUGGUCUUCCUCGCCUAAAAUGACACAGCAAAUGAGAGACUUACAGCUCACUCAGUCCAGGAAGCAGCCGGGGCCCUCCUCUCCAAAUGCCGCCAAGAGGCUGUACCGGAACUUGUCUGGGAAAUUCCGCGUGAACUACAUGUCCUUCGACGAGGGGACAGUCACAGGGAGGACUGAGAAGGAGAAGUUACGCAAGUCCUACCUUUUCCAAGGCAAUGCUGCGCUCUUCGAGGCCGUCGAGCUGCAAGAUCUGGACAAGGUGCAGGACCUGCUCCGGCAGUACAGCCUGGAGGAGCUGGAUCUGAACACCCCCAACAGCGAGGGCCUCUUGCCUCUGGACAUCGCCAUCAUGACCAACAACGCCCCCAUCGCUAAGACACUGCUGCUGGCCGGGGCCAAGGAGAGCCCGCACUUCAUGAGUCUAGAGAGCCGGGCUUUGCACCUGUCGACACUGGUCCAGGAGGCUGAGCAGCGGGUCAAUGAUCUCAUUGCCCAGGUGGUGAACGAGGUGCCCAACGCUGACUGCUCGGAGAAGGAGAAGCAACUGAAGUCCUGGGAGUGGCGCUAUCGGCUUUACAAACGCAUGAAUGCCGGCUUUGAGCACGCACGGGUUCCAGAUCCGCCCACGAAUGUUCUCCUGUCGGUGGCCAGCAGCACUUCUGUGGAAGUGGUCUUCCAGGAACCUCUAAGUGUCAACUCGGCUGUGGUCACCAAAUACAAAGUCGAGUGGAGCUGCUCCCCCGCCUUCUCCCCGCCAUUGGGCGAGCUGGUGAUCGACAAGCUGAAAAACCUUCGUGUCACCAUCCAUGGCCUCAUCUCGGGUACUGCUUACUAUGUCCAAGUUUCUGCCUACAACAUGAAGGGCUGGGGACCUCCUCAAACUUCAGUACCACCCUUUGCUAUUCCCUCAAAUUGGAGGGAAUAUGACGGGCGGGCGCCACGGCGAAGGGGACAAGCUGAAGCCUUAGAUCACCUCCUCACCCAGGUGAAGACUGUGCACCAGCACUGUGUGUGUCACGAACCCUGCAAGAAUCAGCCACAGAGCAGGAAGCACUCGGUCUCCAAGAGUCUAAAGUAUCUCUUCCAUCCCGGGAGCAAAUUCUUAAAGACGCUGAAAAGGGGUCUCUAUCUGGCUUCUGUAUUCUACAAGGAUGACAACAUUCUAGUGACGCAUGAGGAUCAGAUUCCCGUGGUGGAAAUAGACGACACCUACUCCUGUCUGCUUAUGCAAGACUUCCUCUGGUUCACCAAGGUCUCUUGCAUGUGGGAUGAAAUCCUCUGGCUGCGUCAGUGUGUCACCGUCUCCCAAACGUCCUGUUCCUGCAUCCUCCAAACCCGCUUCAAGAUGCUGCUGGCCAUCUCCCAAAUGCAGGGUCUGCUGGGCAUCCAGGACCUGGGACAGGUCUUUUUUGAGCCCCUGAAAGACAAGCAGGGCAACAUUUUGGUGGUGACCUUGAAGGAGGUGAAGACCAGCCAGACUUUUGAGAGCGUCCGCUGGGUUCCCCUUUCCAAGCUACCGACAAGCCGCAAAUCCGUCUCCUCUCCUGAAGAGCCCACUGCUCUGGACAUGCUGCUGCUGACCAUCCAGGACAAGCUGGCUUACCACCAGAAAAGCAGCCAGGCUCUCCCCCCGGGUCUCUACUUGGGUUACCUGAAGCUCUGCAGCGCUGUCGACCAGAUCCGAGUCCUGGUGCCCGAACGGUUGCCUAACAUCCUGUGCCAUGUGAAGAUACGGAACAACCCAAACAUCUCCAGGGAGGAGUGGGAGUGGCUGCAGCACUUGGCUGGGAUGGAAGAGCCCAUUCCCCUGGAACAAGAUCUCGAGGCCACCCCCCAGAAUCUCUUGCUCCAGGAGCUUCAAGGGGCAGUCAGAGAGCUGAUGCAGCUGUUAAACAUCCCAUUGCAUGAGGCCAAAGAUUUCCGUCUGUACAGUCAGGAAGUUCUGGACUUUGGAGGGCAGGUCUCCUUUCUCUUGUUGCUGCCUCCCUCGGAUGACGUGUGCACCGCUCCUGGUCAGAACAACCCUUACACUCCUCGGUCUGGCUUUUUCACGCUCCCCCUUCAGAUCUUUGAGCUAGUUCAUUUUUUCACGUACGACCACGAGUUCAUCGCUCAGUACUGCCAAGUGUCUGCCCUGUUGGAGCUGGAGUCGCUUCUCUCCCAGCAGAGCCUCAGGGAGGCCUUCUCAGACACCGAGCUGACUACCGCCAAGCAGAGGCACCAGCAAGUUCAGGACUAUAUGCAGCAAAUGGAGGAGAUCUGGCGGGAAAUGCGUUGGAUGAUGGAUGCCCUGCAGCAUGCGCGGUACAAGCAGCCGACCGGUGGUAUCCCGCUUGCGUUGUUCCUUGAGGAAUCUGCCAUUGAACUGAAGGAGAAGACUCAGUCGACCUCUUCUCACUUGGACUUCCUCCCCUCGCCUACCCCAUCUCCUGAAAUGAGUCGCAAGCUCAACUCGGCAGAUUCACAUGGGAUCUCAGAUGAGGAGGGCUCCUCCGAGGUAUUCUUGGCUACAGACAGCGACUAUGACUCCAGCAGGGCUCAAAGCCCCAGGGAGCUGGACCUCAUUUACUCCUCUUCAGGGCCCGAAUGCUGCAACAGAAGAAUUCCCCGCCCUUUGCGGGACAGUGCCCCCGACGUCCUGCAGAGUCAUGAGCUGAAAACGGCCCCGAUCCUGACAGAGGAGCCCCGGCCUCCCCCUGAGCUCUACGACAGUGACUUUGUGCUUCCCAGCCGGCAAAUAGAGCUGUUGCGCAUCACAGAGAAGCGGCAGGCAUAUUGCGUCCGCACCAGCAGCCUGGAUUUUCCGAAGCCCCUUUGCCACGUGGCCAGGAAGUCUUGCCCCGGUUCAGUGGACAGUUCCCCAACAGAGAGCAGGACUGCGGGCCGAUGCAGCCCAGUCAGGUUCGGAACAGGCUUGGCCUUCAGCCCCAAGCAUGGCUGGCCCUCAGAGAGCACCGAGCCUGUCUUUCGGACGCGCUCAGUCGAGUGGAUUCGUACCUUCCAAGAGAUACCUGAGCCAGGGCAUGUAGUGAACCGGGGCAAGUUGCCCGGCUCCACGGCGUUAUGUGUGUGCCCGCAAUAUGAAACAGGGCUCUCCAAAGAGACAAACAUUAAGCUGCACGUCACCAACAAGAUGUCGGCAGAAGAGGUGGUGAAGCUCGUGGUGGAAGAGAUGAACGAGGUCUCCCGCAACGUCCUGGGAGAUGCUGACGCGUUCUGCUACAGUGAGGAGCAGCUGGACCACUUUGGACUUGUGUUUGUGUCAGAUGAAGUUGAACAGUGGCUCCCCAGUGACUUCCUUCCCCUCUCGCUCCAAAAGGCUUGGCCUGACGGAAGGUUCUAUGUCCGGAUCAAAGAGACUUCUCCUCUCUUGUUUCAGUACGGGCCAGCGACCACUGUAUGAGAGGAGGGGAACGGGGGGAGGGGGGGCAGAAAGUAUGAAACAUCUAACUUCCAUCACCAAUGCUUCCUUCUUGAAAAGACACUUUUGUGCCAGAUACCAUGGGCCAAAACAGGAGCGUACUGGGCCAGCGUGUUGCUUUUGUGUGUGCGUGUGGGUUUAUUUUAACCAAAGAGACAAGACUGGGAUGUUGCGACAGCAAAAAGUGUGGGUGGAGGACAGGGGCCUUCUGGGUAGUGGAACAAAUCUGAAGACGUUUAGAAAGGGGAAGAGUUAGUGUGGAUUAAAGCAGCAAUACAUACAUAUAUUUUCCACUCUGAAAACAGAGAAGGGAUGCGUUGUUGAAGGAAAAGUUACUAAGAUUUUGGCCGGGGUGGACCCAAAAGUUUGGGGCAGCUGGGGAGGCAGGUGAACUCACAAAAACUUCGUGUCCUGUUAUCUGUUAUUGUUUUGCUGUUAACUGGAGAGACGGGAAAUUGCCCAUAUUUUUUUUUAACAUUCUGUUUUUCUUUUCUCGCAUCAAAGAUGCACAUGCCACGAAAACAUUGCAAGAGAUAUUUAGUACACUCAGCACAAAAAAUGGCAAGAGAUGUUCAAGUUGUAUGAGAAUAGGAAUUCCUUUCCACACUCUACAUGCAGGACAGAAUCUCCUCCUAGUAGGAAAAUCAGAUUAAUCUUUCACAUCAACAGGAGAGAGAGAGAGAGCGACUAACUUUCCCAGGUCAGCCCUCUCUUUGUGGCUCGAUGGCAGAAUUCCUGAGAACUCUGCAUUCAAGAACCCUUUAUGGGUUUUUUUUCCUUUUCUGCUUUCCCCUCAGCCUUUUAUCUUUCCCAUAUCCCAGUCAGGGAUCAGAAAGGGGACACAGGGAAAAAAUGCUGGGGAACCUCUGUAGGACCAAGUCUGCCCCCAGGUAGAUUAUCUGCUUCCCUGGAUCCCAAGCAUUUUUUCCCUUCUCCUAGUGGGCAUUUGAAAUGUAAGAACAAAGCAAUAAUCAUAGCCCAGUGUACCUCUCCACGGGGACUGCCAUUAAUCCACCCAUCUCCCUUUUGACAGAUCUUGCUGGCUGUGGAGUGAGGGUAGCUGUUUGAGGUAGAGAAGAGACUACUAAGGUAGAGAAGAUGCUUUGAGGAUCGUAAGCUUAACUGUAGGAGAAGACAGAGGUAAGCUAUCCCCAGUCUAUUAGAAUAAUCAGAUUGAGCCUGAAUUCUUGGGGCUGGUGAAAUAAUUACUGACCAAGGAAUUCAUAAGGUAGAUUUUUUAAGAGCUAUCCAAUUUUGGGGAGGCACCGUGGGACUAGAACAGGAGGAAGGAACUAAGCACCACCAUGGAUGGAAUAUAAACAAACUAAACAUUCAUGUUCAUUCCAUGGGCAGGAACUCAUGUUCUCCUUCUCCAUCACAUUAGCAAGGGAAAUCCGACAUGCUGGUUGUCUGCCUCUUUCUCUUUCUCCACAAAGAAGUCUUAUUCUUCUUGACACCAGUUUAUCCCCCGGCCCCAAAUCCCCUCUUUCUGUUGCAGCACAUAGAUCAGAUUUCUGUGUGCUGAGAACAGUCAGGGAAGGGUUUCCUUUCAAGUUCCUCAGCAGCUCCCCAGGUUUGUUCCAUAGAGUCCUCAUGGUUCAGAAGCCCAGACAGAACAUCAAACAUCUUGUUCAUACAGCUGAUCAUAACCAAAGGAACAUCAACCGUUAGAACUGAAAAGAUUAGACUGGUGCUGGGGGCUUUUGCUGUCUAAAUACAGACCAUCAAGUGUUCAUACACACCAAAAACGACUCCCCAAAUAACCGAGCAAGAACAUCUUCUGUCAGGAUUGCCUUGCAGAUAGUCAGCAGCUUUAGCAAAGAACAGCGUUGGUCCCAUCAGGACAGAGAACAUAACAGGGAUUUCCAAAGUGAGAGUGAACCGGCUGACCAGUUCUGCACUCUGAAUGGAAGCGACAACCUGAGGACAUCCAGCGGUAGUGAGAAGGUUCAAGGUACAUGGUGGACUUCUCUGGGGUCACAGAAAGUAACUAGAGAGGUUCAUGUCUGGCAUCUGAAUGUGUAUGAUACUGUGACUCAGUUGAGCCAGAGGUUUCCAUUCUCUUCUUUCUUUGCUCCUUCAGCAAGUUCAGUUUCAUCACAUAGAAAUAAUCAUAGUAGGCCCCCUUCUGACUCCAGACGGCUCAGUCUCUGGAGCUGUUGAUUCUGUCAGUCGACAGGGGCCUACAGCAACAAUCUGGGUUUCCUGUAUCAGAGGGCUUCAUGUACUGUCUGACUGGUUCCAAACGACAGCUCAGACGUUGAGCCAGAGGUGCGAACAUUCAUGGGUCAGAGCAAGUCCUAUCUACCUCCUUCCUUCUUGGAGGAAAUGGCAGCGAUAAAGUGUAGAACCAUACUUGGAAAACCUUCAGCCGGUGGUCUGAGAAGAGCUCGAUCCCACAGAAAGGAGAGGUGCUUUGCAGUUUGUACAAGGCAGAGCUGCAAAAACAACUGAGCGCCAUGCCCUCAAGGAGAGUGCUCUCGGCCCUGAAUGGAGUAUCGGCCUGGAACAGCAGGAACGACCCAUCCUCUCACCCUUAGCUUACAAGUUCUCAAGGGAGUUGUGUUCCCCAUUACGUUUUGUUAUUCAGUGUAGUGUUCUGAGGUAGAGUUUUCCAGAGAUUGUUUGUGUUAUAACCAGGGCAUCUGCUCAUACAUUCACAAGGCAACACAAAAUGAAUGGCUGGUUCUGAUUCUGGGAGGUACAACCCGCUCUGAGAAGACAAAUGGGUUGGUUAUCCCUGAUACAGAAGCUGCCUGCUUUGCUUCUGAGAGAAAGAAGGACUGUUGACAUCCCAUACGUCCCUGUCCCCUUCAAAGCAGAGAGAUCAAUCUAGUGAACUUUGGCCAGCUCGUUGACGCAUGGUGUGGAGAUGGGACCAGGAUGCCUAUAUGUCAUCGCGGCCCUCCAAAUGUUAUGGACUACAGUUCCCAUGCUGGCAGGGGAUGAUGGGAACCAUAGUCCAUAACAUCUGGAGGGCCUCGAGUUUGACAUUUGUGCUCUAUGUCAUCAUUUAUUUGGGUUUGUCGUUUGCUAGUUUCCAGUGACAGUGAUUAUGCCUUUCCCCUAGUUUAUUCCUAACCGGGGGGUGGGGGGUGUUUCCUACGCUGACCGUUCUGGAUCGGGGAGACAGGAAGCUCCAUCCACUGACAAGGUCCAAGGUUAACCUAGUCUUCCUAUCAGGAGGAGGUGAUCGCUGUAGAGACUGGCCCCUUAAAACAACAAUUUUUAUAGCUGGUUAAAAAAAACCCACCUUUCUAUUUGUGUGAAAAGAACAACAAGAAACUAUAAGCGUGCAGAUGUUGAUUUUGCUGUCAUCAGAUGUUGACUUUAUUGAGGCACCCGUUGUGACCACUCUUGAGUUUGUUGGGUUUUUCCUUUCCUCUCUCAGUUGUUGUUUUUCUGUUUCCGUGAUUGUGAUUGGUUGCUCUUGUACAUCCGAUAAGCAUGACGUUUUGUUAAGCCGCUAGGUCUCUUUGUUAGCCGCAACUUAUUAUCAGAACCGUGGUCCGUAGUAAAGACAGCUGUGCCGCUGAGAACGAUCCCAUCUUUCCUUCUUGUGCCACAAUGCCCUUUUCGGCGAAAACACCUCCGUCCUCCUGUGUCCCUGAGAUGACCGUUCUGAUCUUAAAUUCUGGGUUCCAAAGGAUAUUGUCAACUUCCUGGGAAAAAAGUUUUUUUCAGUUUGUGGACUAGCAAAAAAAUUUACACAGAUGUUGUUUACAGAAAUGUCAGGCUGUAUUUCAAAACCCGAAGAAGUGGUUUCAGGGAGGGAGGGAGCCGAAUUGUCUCUCGCCGUGCUGGAAUUCAAAACGGAAAGAUCAGAAAAUGAAAUCGACCGUAAAAGUGGAGGGAGACACUGGGGGCCCCCUCUCCCUGAGCGAGACGAGUGAACAUUUUUGUAAAAAUGAGCUCAACCCUGCAAUGAGCUCUUUGUGUGUGUGUGCGUGUGUGUGUGUAUAUAUACAUGUAUAUAUAAAUAACAUUGAUCAUAUCCCCUUUAA